Molecule: messenger RNA, 588 nt
Organism: Paramecium primaurelia
Lineage: Eukaryota; Ciliophora; Oligohymenophorea; Peniculida; Parameciidae
Source: the annotation of a GenBank genome assembly
AUGCAAGAAUAUCCUUAAGGUUUGUUGAGUCAAGGAACAACGAAAUACUUAAAAAAAAGAUUAAGUCUUCGCUUCCAUUAUCUUCUUAAAUAAAAACGAAGAACAUCCAAAUUUCCAUCAAAAUAUCUUCAAGGAUGGGGAAGACAACUAAAUUUUUCAGGUAAGAACACAUUCAAAAAUUAUAAUUUAUAUUUACUUUAGUGGUAUAUACUAAUUGAUAUUGCUUUGUUUAUUAAUAGAUUAAGAAAAUUAAGAAAAACAAAAAACUUAUCUAAAAUUACAGUAUUAAAAGAAAAAUCCCAUAAGUAAAUUAAAAAUGCUUUGUUUUCAAUCACUUUAUCUAUUUUUAUAAUACCCCUUUUAUAUAUUUUUAAUAUUGGAUUGAAGUCAUAUCAAUAUAUCAACAUUUAUAUAACUUGUUGUCUAUGUUAUUAAGGAGUAUUGAGAUUCAUUUUAUUUUUCACUCUACCAGCUUAUGCUAUUUUAAUAGUAAUGGCUAUUAUUUUUGCAGCUAUAGAAUUAAUUAGGUAAAUUCCAUUGUUGAUUUCAAAUAAAUAGAGUGUUCAUUAAAUACUAUUUGGAAAAUGA